This is a messenger RNA of Solenopsis invicta (red fire ant), 25022 nucleotides long. RefSeq names its product potassium voltage-gated channel protein Shaker (gene shaker). Gene Ontology annotation, molecular function: delayed rectifier potassium channel activity; protein binding. The transcript has 8 exons. Lineage: Eukaryota; Metazoa; Arthropoda; Insecta; Hymenoptera; Formicidae. Gene Ontology annotation, cellular component: membrane; voltage-gated potassium channel complex. The record is from RefSeq and is a predicted model, not a curated record. Bases 9804 to 11729 code for a protein of 641 amino acids. Gene Ontology annotation, biological process: potassium ion transmembrane transport; protein homooligomerization.
UAUAAAAAAUUAUGGUAUAGAAAAGAAAAGACAUCAGCAUAAAAUAUAAGACAGCGGUAAUAAAUCUUUCAAUUUUAACCGAUUGAAACUAAUGUGCUUUUAUUUUUUUAUUGCAGGUAAGUUCAGCUACUAAAUCUUAUUCGUACAUUGAGGGUGAGUUGCAUCCUGUUUUAAUUGUUAAUAAUAAUAAAUUUUUCGAAAUUCUCUCAUGAUUUUUCUACAUACGAACGGUUUGCGUAAACAUCUUUAGACAAGCAACAAAAUUUAUAUGAUUAAUCUAUUACACAAAUGGUACUCGCUACAUUUUCGUCAAGUGUAACAGAUACUGCUUGUGAAAGUCAAGAAAUGAUUUCAUCUGAUCUGAAAUCUAAGAGUCGUGUUCGAAAAAUCAUAUAUUUGUCGGAUAAAUAAAAUAGAAAGUAUCGGUAUAGCCCGAGGAAGCUUUCGCCACCUCGAACCACGAUCGAUCGCGCGUCGACUGCAUCCGGCUAACGUCAUCAUCGCGUACACGUGACCAAAUUCUGAGUUUCCUGCUCUCGAUGGAAAUUGCGGCGGCAAUUUCAUGCUUACGCGUGCGUACCCGCCCGUAGCUUUUCUUGCAGUCUGCAUUGCGCCAGUGCGUAAAGUGGACGGUUUGAUCUCUAUUAUUCACACGUUCAAGUAGCAUUCCUUUUUCAUUUCUGAUUUUUCGCGAUCAGACUCUCACGAUUCAGUCUCUCUGAGUUGGACAAGCCAUUUAUUUAAUCCCACUGAGCUAAUGGCUAAUAUAAAAUUUAUUGCUGAAGUUUAGCUUCCUUUGACAUCUCGUAACACAAUCCCAUCUACUCAGCAUUCACAGAAAUUCAAUUCCGUCCCUUUUCAUCUCGCGCUCAUAAUGUGCACCAUGUGAACUACAGGCCAACUCAUAGCCGACAAUGAAUGAGAGAAAAUCCGGCGAACGGAUUGCGAAAUUGUGUAAAUCAAGAUGUUUAACAGCUGACUCAGAGUGGUCUAUAUUAAUACAGACGCUUCAAUUAGUUUGGAAUUCACCGUGUCAGAAAUGCACAGAACGUGUCACACUUUGGAAAGCUGCGCAUAACUCUCGCGUGAUUAACUCUCGAUUGUUUGUGCCAAAGGGAAACGGAAGAAAUGACCCACGAACAAACUGCGUUUGACGCAUUGCACUUGUUACCUGCACGCAUUACAUAUCUCUAUUACUUAUACUCUUGUUAUAAAAUUAAAAAUUUUUACGGAUAAACUGAAGAAAAGAUGUUUCCUAGUCUGCUAGUGACAAUAUUUUUAUAAACGUUGGCAAAUAAAAGUUGCCGAAUGUUGAAGUCAUAAGGAGUUGAGAUAUUUAUAGCGGAAAGAUGAUGUCGCGCGCGAAUACUUUCCUAACCCUGCAACUUCUGGCGAACAGCCUGACGUUGUUUAACUGUUCCCAGGCCAGACAUUUUACCUUCGCUUCCAAAAUACACUAACUGGUAUCCCGCCCACCAUAACAUGAGCGGAAACAUACCUAAGGGAUCUAACAGCGAUCCACGAAUAUCUAUUAACGAACAUUGGACAAUUAACUUUUGCGAAUUACUUUUAUAGACCCUUAUAAUUAGUAUAACGUUUAAAAUUCAUUCAUACUUUGUCGAAUCGAAUUUAAAUAUUUCCAUGAAGCACAAGCUAAAUGGUAAAUGGUUUAGAUUAAAUUUUUUUUGUUUUAUUUCUAUAGUUAACAAGAAUCUGUUGCUAAGAAGAAAACACGUGGAUUUAUCCUCACGAAAGAAAUUUACGAUGAAACUUCUUCCACGUGUACAUCGAAGCGUUCCGUGAUGCCAAGAUGUUAUGGCAUCCGGAAUUUACGUGCUUUUGGCGUGAUCUGAAUCGGAUAUUGUAGAUCAAGAAAGGGGAAGAUCGAGCAAGUUUGGCAUCGCAAAAGUUUCAACUAUGCUAUACUUUUCAUAAAGCAUUAGCCCCUUUAUAUAAAAUCGAUAAUUUAAUCUCACACACAACGAGAGAAAUCGUUUGGUAAGAUCAACUGACGUUUGGUUGAAUAGUGAUGAAUUGAAUUUUGUAGUUACUGGUACCAAAAACUCAAUUACAUUUAACAAAACUUUUUGUAAUUUGUUGUAUGAAAAUAAUUAUUUGGUUAAAGCUACAAAUUGUUUGGUCAAAACAACUAUAUAUUUAGUAAUUAUAAAACUCAUUUAAUCACUAUUCAACCGAACGUCAGUUGAUUUCACUAAACAUUUCUCUCAGUGUAUAGAAUCGAUAAUUUAAUGAAAGCUGUUGUAACUUUUACAACGGUUUUGCAGCGUUUGUAAUGUAAUAUUUUUAUCUAUCAAUAAUUGCGUUAAAGAAGGAUCAGUAUUUCUUAAUUACGGUCGAUAACUGAGUAGCUCUCGAUUGCUUGUCCAGCCUUAGCGCAAUAUCAUCCGAGCUGCUUGCGCCUCAUCCCUCUUGAUAGUUCGAUUUCGAUGUGAAUCAAAUUAAUUAAACCUCAUCGCGAUUUAGCGCACGAAAGCACCACGGUCGAUUCUUGUAAUUUGGGAGAUUCCGUUUAGUGGCUUGGUCCAGUGUCACUCGAAGUAAAUUAAGGACGGAAGAUAUAGAUAGAAAUAGACGUACGAGUGGAGAAAACGAGAUCACGAGAUGAAUGACAAAAUCGCGAAUCUUUGUAAAUGAAUCCCGAUUAAUUGGGAAUUGUUUUCGAAAGUGGCACGAAUAAUAUUACGUUUCCCUCGAGUGUACUAUGUAAUUGAAAUAUUACUUUUGCACGAAUGAUGCUCGAAUAUAAAGUAGUUCCUGUGUGAGAUGAGCAAAAAUCUAUUUUAUUAUUUUUUUUUUGUAAUUGUUUCUCAGUCUAUAAUUCUAAUUAUUAUUAACUCUAUCGAUAGAUGAUUCACAUUUAGCUGAAACUCCGGCGAGACGUCGAUUGGGAAACUAAAGCUCGCGGUGUAUUUUUAACAUCGGGAUGCUCGUCUGUGAAAGUGUCUCCACUAGUAGACUGCUUUUUGGAGAGCGUAAUCGUGCUUAGUAUCAUUGCUCGAUGGCGGAGGCUCGAGCUAUAUACGUGAUAAAAAGCGAUCGAUUAAAAUUUAUUCUACGCGGCGAAAAUCGAUUUAUGGCAGCUGAAUUUAUGCGGCAUGAUUGAAUCUCUAACAGAUAUUUAACGUGUCAAGUGUGAACAAAUUAAGUGAAAUUUACGUCAUGGUUCAUACGAAUUCGAUAGCUAUGCGUGUGCGAAAUGCAGAAUUUCGACUUUUGAUUGAUCGAUGCAAUUGAACGAUUUUUAUUAAUUUAUAUGCGCGGUUUGAGGUAAUUGACGAUGAGUAUUGGGUGUGUGUGCGAGGAUAGUGACGCGAUGAUUCAUGUCGAGUGGAUUGUCGCAAGGCUUCCGUAAUCUGAAGUGUUUAAUGAUUAGAGAUUCACGAUGCACGCUGGUAUUAGAAGCACAUUUCUCGGAAUGAGGAUGUUUCCACGCAAGAAACGGAAAUCGCCCGAGCGUGGGAAAAGGUAAUGAUUAUAUGACGCGAGUACUAAUUAUCCGUUCGACUUGCACAGCACUUGCCCCUAUCCAUCAAACACAUGAGGUAGAUCGUAUUUCACAAAUGGGAAUUGAUCGAUGACAAAUGAAGACCCAUUUCGAGCGCUAAUUUCUACUUGCGAAUUAUCUAAUAUGCACAAUUGCUUCUUUAUUAAUUACAUGGUGAGAGUAUUGCAGGCCUUACGUUGUGCAUGUAUUUUUCAUAUAAAUUAUUGUUUAAAACACAAUAUGCAUAUCUUCUGAAAAGAUGUUGUGAGUGACAAUGGCGUUACGAAAUCAAUUGGGCAGUAAGGCGUAGUAUAGGAAAUAGAGUAUAUUACGGAACAAAUCGCAAAUGGAGUGUACGAAUAUCUUAUACAUAUUGUCCGAAUAUAAUAUUUUCACAAUUUUUUUACGCAAAAAUUUUAAUUUAAUUCCAAUACUGGUGCUCAAUAUUAGUUAAAUUUUUUACUUAAAUCUGAACUAAAUAUUAGACACAAAUAGUUGUUUGCCAAAGUUAAACUAGGUUAAAAUCAAACGUCCGAUAAAUUUGUUUCUCGUAAACUCGUGCCAUCUGACGCAAGCUCUUGGAAGUCGAUAAGCCAAAAGCUCUUUGCCUUAGAGUGCUUUGAUAGUAUCGAAAUACUUUCCAUUCAGCAUCGAUUAUUUUUUGCAUUGAUUGAUUUAUUUAUAGCUUUGGUAAUAAUAGGCGCGAGUGUUGCCGAGUAAAAUUAUAACUGUGAAUUAAAAACGACAUUCAUAGAUUAUGAUGCUGUACAGGGUGUAACUCCGCUACAUCCAUUCGAAAACUUGAUUUAUCAAGCAUUAAUUACUAUUCAGAUAAAUAAAUAUAAAUUGUACUAACAAAAAUUUUAUACUGUCUACUACUAUAAAAAGAAAUUAAAAAAAAACAAAGUAUUAUUUUUUUUUACCUGCAAAAUAAAGUUUUAGAAAUCCUUGCAUUUUUGUAUAGCAAAAUGGGUGGGGUAUAUAACCACUUACGAAUGGGACAAUGAAGUAGAACAAAGAACUAAGCACUUGUAUUUUUUUUUUAUAUACUCCAUCUUUCACUAUUUACCCUGUAUACUUAUGUAUUACGAAAUAGCCGCUAAGCCUUUUACACUCCCUUUCUCCCUAAACUGAUAUCUCAAUAUAAUACAAAUAUAACGACAUAUAAUAGAAUAGUUGUAAGGAAAUUACGUUCUCUCCUAUUAUGUGUUUUACCUUUGCGGCAUAAAUCCUCGCGUGAGGCAAAUAUCGGAAUUAUCCUGCUAAAAAUGUUGUCUUAUUGAUAACAAAUUGAUACCGUUUUAGUUUCGGCUGUAUCCAUCUCUGUCACGAACGAAAAGACACUUUUUGACAUUUAUGUCGAUGUCUCGCACAGCAAUUUGAGAAUAAAAAAAAAAUUGAGGACAUUGUAGGUAUAUGUACAGAUCAUACUAAAAACUUUAUCUACGAAUCUAAUAACGAAAGUGAUGCGUAAAGUCAAAAAUAGAGAUACGUAGUGAGCUAUUAUUAACGAGCGUAAAAAAAGAACGCGAAGUUCGAAAAAGGAGCAACUAGGAAAAAGAAGAAAAAUUUUGAAAAUAACGAGCUAUUUUUCGAGAAUUUAUCUUCACAGUUUAUUGGUGAUUUCUAUUGACAUGUUGAAGGAAAAAAAUCGAUUGUGCGAAUAAUUUGCGUUAAAUAAAGCUUUUUACAUCAGCCCUAGGUGUAUUCACGUUUGUUGUACGUCGUAUUGAAAUAAAUGGAAAAAGCAUAUUCAGAGUUUAUUUCAACAUUCAAUAAAUGUGGCAAACAGUAAUGAGGAGGUCUCACAAACGGUCAUUUCUUUCACAAAGAGUUCAGAAGCGUCCUCUUAAACGCCAGCGAGGGCUUAUAACAUACCGACUUACUUAGUCGAGUCCUCACGAGUAACUUCAAAAGCUACUAUCUACGAUAAUCAUUGUUAUACAUCGAGGAGACCGUGGCCCCCUUUGCGGAUUGUGCUUUAUGAAAAUAACUUGAAAAUGCUGAUCUAGAGACUCUAGAGAGAAAAUCAUACAGUCAAUAAUAAUAAAAUCUUAUAGAAUGUGAUAAAAGAACAUGGUAAAAGUUUUUAUUUUCUUGAGGUACUUGUAAUAUUUUCUUGAGGUACUUGUAAUAUUCAAUCAAAAGUAAUAAUAUUUUAAAUGCACUUUUUUUAUCUACAUAAUAUAUUUAAUAAGUUAAAUUAAAAUCUCUUUUUUUUUUCGAAAAAUUUCAAAGUAUAAAUAUUUAUUACCCUAGACAUUUAGCACAACUUUAUACACAAGUGAGUCGAUAAUGUUAGUGCAUGUUGGCUUAUCGAACUACCGCGAAUCGAAGACGAAUGCGUUAUCUUCAUUGGUGGUACCGGCGCGUUCCAAUUCCUGAUGCCGAGUCUGGGUUACGCUGUCGAGAAGAGCGUUCCACGAUACGAUACGACACCAGUAUGACACGAAUACACACGCGAGACCGCGGUAGCGAGUAGAAAGGAAGCGAACGGCCGACCGGCUGACCAACCACAGAUACGCCUUCGGCGGUGGUUGUUUGCCAUAAGUCGUGCAGGUCAUGCACGACGGGUCAGGAGAGAGAAGUCAGUCAUACCGACGCCGUGCUACCAUUCGCGUCAGUGAUUGGUCGAACCUGCGAAAGCUCCUUUUCGAGGAUACCAAACUCGAUCGCUCGCCACGCAUAUACGUACGAACGGGCGCGCGAAACUGACUUAGACGAAGGGCUGGAAACUUAUAGGCAAGCUCGUGGAUGCUGCACACGCGGUAUCUUCGGACAAAUAUCGUUUCUCUGUCACGUGACGACGGGUGGGUAAAGGAAAUGAUUGAUGUGAAAGUAUACAAAGACCGUUUCGAAUGGUCUUGGGUCUGAGUGGUUAGUUUGUUUGGUAGCUGUGCGGCACCGUGACGCGGGCGAAUGUAUAUGAAGAAGGAGAGAGUGAACAGGGCCAAAGUAUGAGAGGAGAAUGGAAGGCAAAAAGUUUUCUCCUUUUAAGAAAGUAGACAAAAAAGAUUGUCGAAUAGUUAAAGUUUGGUUGUUUCUAAAUGACACAAAAAAAUGUGUGUGUGUGUGUGUGUGUGUGUGUGUGUGUGUGUGUGUGUGUGUGUGUGUUUGUGUGUAUGAGAUAGAAUAGAUGAUAGCAAAAUUUACUUUUAUCUUACUCGAGGGAUCUAUUUUUAAUUUCAUUGAGCAGUUAUUAGCGUUUCAAAGCUUAUAAUAUUUAAGAGUUCCUUCUGAUCGAUUAGUUGCUUCCGCUCGAGUUUUUGAUCAAGUUGGUCGCGUUUAUCGAAAUAUGUCAAAGAGUCUUUGUGGAGCUUGCUCUCAUCAGUUUGAGAGAACUUACUCGAAAGACGGGGAACAGAAGGGAGAGAGAGAGAGAGAGAGUGAAAACUCUCACUCCAGAUGAAAAUACUUUUUCGCUCAUUGUUUUUAUCCCGAGUGGGAUGAAGUAAUUCUUAACUCGAGCAAACCAUAAACGACCCACACAGGAGAUUUAGUGAUGUAAAACCGUGAGGCUCACGAAACUAAAUCGUCCUAGUUGUACAAAGUUAGUGAAGACAGUUUCUCUUUUUAAAGUGCACUAUGACUGUAACGAUCGAAGGUUGAGUUACGAGUUCUACUUAGAGUUAACGCGUCUGACUUUGUACUACUAAAUCUAAUCUCGGGAUCUACUUUCUAUGAUCUAUUUUUUUAAGAAUAAUAUAAACGUUUGAUCUUGUAUAAGAUUAAAUUUUUCAAUUUUGCACUGUGAAUUAUUGUGUGUAAUUUUCACAUUUCAGAAGCAUUUUUGAAAUUUCGAUUGCCAAUUAUUUCAAAUAAAAUUUACACAAGUAUUAUAUAUUUAUACUUAACUAAAUCUAUUCUCCAAGUUGUUGGUUUAGUUUUAAAUAGGUCAGACAUAUUUCAUUUUGUAUCAUCAUAUAAGUUAACUUUAAGGAAUUUAUUGACGGUCUCUAAAUCAUUAAACAUUUACGGUCUUAUAUUAAUUUAUUUUAUAUCCAGAAAUUUUUCAAUUAAAAUAUCAGUGUUACAAGUCAUUCACGCAUCGGCUAUGGUUUUUCAACCCCGUAAAAGGUCUGCACUUGUGUACUAAUAUUAUAUUACGUAUUUUGUCAAAACAGUUUUGCCAUAUUUUUAAACAUCUUUAGUGUGAAACGCACGAUUGCAUGGAAUCGUUGCGUCUGUCUUUGAAUCGGGGUUAGCGUGCCAGGUGAACCUCGUUUUCUGGUAUUGACCAGAUGGUCGUGGUGCUUUACAGCACCGCCAUCUUGUAACUGUCGUCGAAAACGUUGUAGCAAUUAUUUCCCUUGCGGUAGAUCAGGAAAACUUUUUUGAAAAAAAAAAAAAGGAUUUUUUAAAAAUCAAUUCGUAAUUUUCAUCGCAUUGCUGAUGACGUGUAUCUCUGUAAUCGUUGAAUAAACGUUCUUGACGCAUAAAAGAAGUUCAAAAUGCAGUUUGAUCCCGUAACGGGAAAGUUGUAUGUCGUAAAAGUUUAGUGUGAUUUUGUAGAUUAAAUUCAUUUAUCUUCCGUGAUCAAAUACAGUGGCCACAGGCGAACUUGGACGGAAUAGAUUGGCCGAUCGCCAACUCGAUCAGCGGGCUAAGUCCAACCACGUGCUUUGCUCUCGUUGUAGCCAUCCAUCGGUUGGCGGCUCAUUCCGCCGGACGCUUUUUCCUUUACUCUUGAUUCAUUUCACAAUUGAGCGUUUUGUCAUCUUCGCGUGUUUAAUCAGUUGAUAUUGUGCUGCCACUCGGCAAUUUCCAUUUGGACUAUAAGGAAUAUUUCAAAAGUGAAAGCGGGCAAAAAAAUCGUCGAUGCGAUUGCAAGAAAUAAGUAUCUAAUAUAUUGUUCAUCAUUGUAGUUGGAAAUGAUUUUUGUAAAAGAAAAUAAUUUUCUCUUUUCUCUUUUAAAUUUAUUUAUAAAUUAUUAAUAAGUGGGAAAAGAAAAGAAAUGAGAAAGAAGCAUAGAACUGCAGUGUUUACGAAUGAAAUUAUUCGUGCGUGGCUAAGGUCAGUUAUCAGAUUGGCGUGUCGGUUUGCUCGCACACCCUACACCGACUAAUCGAGGUUAUCCCACUGCCCCUGUUUCACUCUAGUGUUUCACCCCCUCCCUCUCCCCCGCGAUCCUUGUUGACCAUCUAUGCACCACCCCUUGUUGUUGGUCCGUACUGACGUCUCGUGGUCUGCGGUGCUGCCACCAAUUGCUUCCUUCGAAAAUCAGAAACGUCACGCGUGGGAUGAAGGGGGUGGGUUUCUAGUGACACGGUAAAAUCGUAGAUAGCGUGUUCACACAAAGGAAUUCAAUCGCUACGAUGUCUGGACUUUCCACAUUCAGCACUAAGCUUUUCUCGGUAACUUGAUCAUUAAUUUUCCAAAUGCGUCAUUCACAAUUAUAUGUCAAUCAGUUUACGUAACGGCGGACUAGUUUGUCGUUGGUCAUAGGUGUUUUCAGCACAGCGCAAACGAAGACGUGUUAAUUUCCUUCCUUUCUUAUCAAAUCGCGUGUUAGUCUUGCUUCGUUUUUCGAGACCGCUCAGCCUCUACUCCUAUAUUAACGCUCUCAACGUGCUGAAAACUAUUCGUCACCACCCACUCCCAAUUUCUAUACAUUGUUGGAUCGUACUUCGCACGCCCCGCGGUGCUGCCAUCGCGCGGCGGAUGCAAGGGGGCGUAUCACACAGGGAGGAUGCGAGAGGAUACGAAGGGUGGAUCGCAUCGUGUUAAGUGAGUCGGCGUGAUCGCGGGACGGAAGGAGGAUCGCGUCUAAAGCAUUAGUGUUGUCGCCGUGCACGUUGUCACGCGCAUCUCCCGCAACAGACACCUGUCACAGGACUACUCUUCUAGGGGAAGGGGGGGGGAGCUUCCCUUUCCUUCUUAUCUUCGAACGUAUCAACCUCUCCCAAAAAAUUGGAUGAGUGGCGUGUGCGAGGGUGUCCAGGGUGAAAGAGACAGUAGUCAGUAGUGACGUACGUGUGCAUGAGGAGGCUGAACAAGCCGGCGGCGGCGGCGGCGUGCCGGGUUCCGUCCCGGCUACGCGGCGGCUGCGGCGGCGGCGGGGGCGGGGGUGACGGCAAUACAUCCUUGUUAGGCCCUUCGUCAUCGUCACUUUCGCCGCGUUCGCAGAGCGUAGCGGAGCGGAUCGGUCAUCGUAGAAUCGAGAGUAGCCGAGGAGACGUGCGGAGCAGGCGGCGCCGACCGAGAGCGAGCGGAAGGUGCGCGGAAUCGUUGGCAGGGGCAGUCACGGAGAUCGGAGGAGAGGUGGAGUCAUCGCGGGCGGCGAUCAUCGCGGGUUUGAAUGGGUGGGCCGGGCGCCGGUAGGGUUACCAGGCACGAGCUGAACGCGGUGCCCCAGAGCCACGUCGGUCACGGGGAACGUGUCCUUGGUGAGCCGCCAGCAUCAAGCUGCCGCUGUCACCCUCCGGAACGAUCAUCCGGUAGCAGCACCGUCCGCCACCACUCCGCCCAGCAGCAGCUGCCACCCUCGCCGCCGCCGCUCACUUCUCUGCACAUCGGCACCAACAACGGCACUCUUUGUGCCGUCGUCACCAGCAAUAACAACCCCGCUAUCACCAUGAAUCCGAGCGACGGUAAAGCCAAGAAGGCGAAGGCCGCCAUAUCUUCGCCGCCGAAACAUCGCAACAGGGGUUUCGACCCCAACGACCCGGCGGAAUUUCACCGCUAUCGUCGCGUUAAGACGAAACAGCGAUCGCUGCCGAAACUCAGCAGCCAGGACGAGGAUGGGACGAACCCCCACACCCAAUACACAGGCGUCACACACUUCGAACCCAUACCGCACGAUCAUGACUUCUGCGAAAGGGUCGUCAUCAACGUGAGCGGGCUACGGUUUGAAACACAGCUGCGUACGCUGAACCAAUUUCCGGACACGCUGCUCGGCGAUCCGACACGGCGACUCCGAUACUUCGAUCCAUUGCGCAACGAAUACUUCUUCGAUCGAAAUCGACCUUCCUUCGAUGCCAUACUCUACUACUAUCAGAGCGGCGGCCGCCUACGCCGCCCGGUCAACGUCCCGCUCGAUGUCUUCUCCGAAGAAAUCAAGUUCUACGAGCUGGGCGAGAUGGCUACCAACAAGUUCAGGGAGGACGAGGGCUUCAUUAAGGAGGAGGAGAAGCCGCUGCCGUCGCACGAGUUUCAAAGGAAAGUCUGGCUCCUGUUCGAAUAUCCGGAAAGCUCGCAGGGUGCCCGGGUGGUCGCUAUAAUCUCCGUGUUCGUGAUUCUCCUGUCGAUCGUGAUCUUCUGCCUGGAGACGCUACCCGAGUUCAAGCACUACAAGGUCUUCAACACGACGACAAAUGGCACGAAAAUCGAGGAGGACGAAGUGCCGGACAUCACGGACCCGUUCUUCCUAAUAGAGACUAUCUGUAUCAUCUGGUUCACGUUCGAAUUAACAGUGCGCUUCCUCGCCUGCCCAAAUAAAUUCAACUUCUUCCGUGACGUAAUGAACAUCAUCGAUAUCAUCGCGAUCAUUCCAUAUUUCAUCACCCUCGCCACGGUAGUGGCCGAGGAGGAGGACACGCUGAAUUUACCCAAGGCGCCGGUAAGCCCGCAAGACAAAAGUACGAACCAGGCGAUGUCCUUGGCGAUACUCAGGGUGAUCAGGCUGGUCCGAGUGUUCCGGAUAUUCAAAUUAUCCAGGCACAGUAAAGGCCUCCAGAUCCUCGGGCGGACCCUCAAGGCCUCCAUGAGGGAACUCGGGUUGCUCAUCUUUUUCCUUUUCAUUGGUGUGGUGCUGUUCUCGUCGGCAGUCUACUUCGCGGAGGCCGGCACGCAGGACAGCUUCUUCAAAUCGAUACCGGACGCGUUCUGGUGGGCGGUGGUCACAAUGACAACCGUGGGCUACGGCGACAUGAGGCCCGUGGGAGUUUGGGGGAAAAUUGUGGGCUCGUUGUGUGCGAUCGCCGGUGUUCUGACGAUUGCUCUACCCGUUCCCGUAAUCGUCUCCAAUUUCAACUACUUCUAUCAUCGUGAGACUGACCAGGAGGAGAUGCAGUCGCAGAACUUCAAUCACGUGACUAGUUGUCCGUAUCUUCCUGGCACCUUAGGCUUGAAGAAGAUCUCGAUGUCGGAAUCCUCGUCGGAUAUAAUGGAGUUAGAGGAAGGCACCUUAUUUACUCAUCCGGAGAUUACGAAGAAGUCAAAUUGCAACCCUCGCCACAAUAACAAUAUCAAUCCAGCCUGCAUGAGCAUCGAGACUGACGUCUGACUACUAGUGAAGGAGACGGUGGCAACGUGGUGGCCGUUAUUGAGCCAGUUGUCAAAGGGCAACUGCAUCUCGCUGCGGUGCCUGACGUAGGCCUCCUUCACCCGUCAUCAUAGUCGUAAGCGGCUGGCAUCACUCGCCAGCCUGUCCAGGUCCGUCAUUGCGAGGGGCGUCUCGGGGUCACAGAAACACGCGCGAAGAAUCAUGAGGAUCGUGAUCUUUCGGGAAAGCGAUCGGGCAGCUUUUUUCAUCUGAGACGAAAAGUGGAAGAGAAGUGGGGUGGGUCCAAGGGUGUGCGAAGAGUGAGAGAUGGGGGAUAAGUUUAUAGCCCGUUCUCAAGAUAUCGUCGCCUUCCCCGCCGCCAUCUUCUCAACGAGCUUACGCCCCGCGUAAGGACCCACGUGCAAACGAAGGGGACGGGAUAUUCCUCGUUCGCGUGCGAGCGCGCGCGCGUGCGGCCCAACCCCCGACACCACCGACUCCAGUGUUCAAAACAAAAAAAAAUAAAGAUAUAACAAAUGAUACCGAUGAAACAUCAUGGCGUCUUCGUAUAAGCGCUGUCGAGUGUUCCCCCCGUUCUUACAGGCUCUUCCGACUUUUUAAAAUACCAUCCAGGUGAAAUAGAGUAGGGAGAGCCGGUAAGUAGCGGAAGCAACAAAUGGGGAUCGUACCAGAUAAUACUAUAUUAAUUAUUAUCGAUAUAAAUUAAUUGAAUAUCGUACACGUAGGGAGAGGGUAAGUUAACAAAGUACGUUUUAUGAUUAAUCGCGAAAGCGAGGGCAUGCGAGGAGAAGAUGUUGCUUGUGGAAGAGACGAAAAAGGGAAAUUGAUAAAAAGAUGUAUCAAGAACGAAGGACUGGACGAUAAUUGGACAAACAAAUCACAAAAGCAAAGAGAGAGAGAGAGAGAAAGAGACAGAGAGAAAGAGAGAGGGGAGGGGCGAAAGGGAAGGAGAAAGAGAGAAAGAGAGAUGGAGUGUGUGUACGGCAUAGACUGUUCCGUUCCUCUUAUUUUAUUUAUGUAUUUUUUUUUUAAACAAAAACAUCGAGUAAGCCAAUUUUCGAAUCUAUUUACCAUUAUAUGAUAUGUUAUCUGACAAUGGGAUUAUGUUUUGUCUUGUUACAUUCGCGCACUUGCACAUGUAAUACAUUUAAGUGCUGAUAAAGCGAUAACAUCGACAUUGAUUGAUGAAGUUGAAUCAUUUUCCAAAGAUGAAAAAGAGAUUAAUUUCAAAUUUAUUGAUUAUUGAUAACCAUAAAUCAGAUAUUUACAGAAAUAAUGACGCAAACGAUUUUUAUGAUAUCUACAGAUUACAAAAAUUACUCUAGCAAUUUUGAAUUGCACCCCCGCUGCUUAAAAUUUUUAACCUAAAAUGAAUAAUGUAGAUUGCAUUUUUUAAAAAGAUUAUUUAUCGACGUUAAAAAAGAAUCACAAAAUAAUUUUAUUUUACGCUUAAAGUUCUUAUCACAUAUAAAAGUUAUUAAGUCUAUUCGCUUAUUGAAAGUUAUUUUCACGCUACAACACGAAAGGAAGCAGAAGCUAUGUAUCAGUAGUAAGUAACGGGGGUGUACUUAUUCGUCUGAAUAGCGAAUUGCGAGAUGUUAUACAUUGGAUACGAGAUGUCAUGGAUUGGAUAUAAAUACGAAGGUGCGAGCAAUUGUAAUGAGAUAAGAAACGUCCAAAAAAAAAAAUAAUAAUAAUAAUAAACAACCGAAAAUGUCUGCCGAUGGCGCGCGAAUUUAUGCCCAAAUCAUAAUUUCAAUCUCUCAACUUUACAAUUUGAUAUUUCUGUCCUCGAUACGUGCGAUAACGAUUUUUCGAAAAUUGUGGACGAUUGCUUGCAGAAGCAAAAUAGUGAUGAUGACAAUUAGCAUGCACAAGUUGGAAAAAAUGUAUGUUAAUGAUAAUUCAUACAUCACGUUCUUCAUCUUUAUUAAAGCUCAAAGAUGGAAGGAUCACCGUGUGAUUCUUUCAAAAAUAAUUUUUGAUUAAGCUAUCAAAGGUAUUUCUUUGAUAAUGAAGAAUAGAAACUUGUAAAAUGUUGAGAGAAAGCUUACAUAGCUUUUAUAGUUUUCCUCUUCCUCUCUUAUAAGUAAAGUUUUUACGGGAUUAGUAUUUUUUAGUAAAGCGGUUUCUAACUUGUUCAAAAAAAACGAGUGACGGAAAAAAAGAGAAACCACUGUUUCGAGCUAUUAGUUAAAACGGUAAUGUAAUUCGUGUCAAAAAGGAAGAGGAAGACAUGUGAUAUUGAGAUAAGUUACUGUCUGGAGAACGCAUGCCAAUCGAUCCUCGCACCCAAUCUCACAGAGAGUUUUCAAAUCUGUUUGUUUUUGUUUCCGUACGACGAAAGUACAUCACAGAAUUGCCAAGACUGCCAUUUCACAUGUCUCGAUUUAUAUUGCGCCAAGGAGUUACCCCAAGUACAUUCUAUGGAAUCAAACCGAUCCGAUCCGAUCGAUCUUCGAUGUGCUGAUUUGAUCUAAAUUCCAAAGUCGACUCGUGGGACGUAUCUUCGCUCGCAUAGAGUUCAAGAACACAAAAGAGGAAUCCGCAAAAGAGAAAAUACAAAAGUUACUGUUCCAUUUCUCAAAGUUAUCAAUUUUCGAUGGCCGUUUAAUUCAAUAAAAAAAAAUAAAAAAAAAAUAAAGCCGUUCACAUAAACGUUUUCAGUAUUCUUUCGUUACGCGUUAUACUUUCCAUUGAUUGCCAUAAAAAGUUAAGCUUUGUUAACAAUGGAGGCUAAUUAAAAUUUGCGGAAUAAAGAUUUCAUUUAAAUAAUUUGCAUUUGAUACUGAAGGAGUCAACUAUUUUUCGUUUAGAAUAAAGAAAGAAGAAAUGCAAGGCAUGUAAUUUAAGGCUGAUACAUAAUGAAAAAUUUAAAUAAAAUAGGGACGAGAAUUAAAAAAAUUAGUCAAUAAUACUAACUUAAAGAAUAAAGAAAUAGUUCUCUUUAUUCAGUAGUGACACACACAAAAAAUAAAUAAUUGUGUUGUCGAACGGCAAAAUCAACGGAAUAAUCUCAAUAUAAUUGUCAGUCUUUCAUAACGUAAAAAUUAGUGAGAUGCUUACCAGAGGCAUUUAAUUAAAAUAUAAAUAUGAUUGAGAAGUCGGGUAAUAUUAAUGUUCUCCGUUUUUAGGGCGGAAGUAGUCUUGCACUGUAACUGGUGAGAAAGGAGUAUAAGGAUCGUAUUGAUCUUGGAUAUUGAUUCUUCAUUCGUUCUUUAAUGUUUGCUGAUACCAAUUUAUAUUGGUUAUUCUUCUAUUUCAUUGUGUAUCAGCCGUUUUAGGCAAGCAAUCAAUUCUGUGGAAAAUGACGAAGCAAGUAACUAAUCCAAAAGGGAAAAGGAAAGAGAAAACAAUUCGAUUUUAUUAGGUAAUUUUAGAAGUGGAUUUAACACAGAUGACUGAUCUCGUCUUUUAAUAGACACAAUAUUGAUAAUGCAAUUUUAGUCCGCAGUAUGAUAGAGAUUGCAAAAGGAGAUAGAGAAUAUGUGAUGUGUAUGCGCAGGUAUGUGUGUGUGUUUUUGAAAUUGCGAGUGAAGAGUAAGUGAAUGAAUGAGCGAAUAAACGAGCAGGUGACUAAGCGAAUGAAGGAAUGAAUGAGAGAGAGAGAGAGAGAGAGAGAGAGAGAGAAAGAGAGAUAAAAUAACAUUACUGAUACAAUAUUUACACAAAGAUUUACGUUACACGCUUUCAAUACUCAAACCUUUCGCCUCGCUGAUUUAGUCCGAGAAGAAAACGUAUAGAAGUUAUAAAAAAACAAAAUAUAAAAAAAUUACACAUCAAACUACCAGCCUAGUUAAAAUCGAGAAAAAAAAGAAUCAGAGAGAAAGGGAAUGAGAAAGGCAGAAAAUGCGUGAAAGCAAGAGAGUGAAGACGUUUCAUAAAUGAUAAAUUUAUUACUACUACUAUUAUUCUUACUACUAUCACUACUGCAACCACUACUAUUAUUAUUACUACUACUAUUACUUAUCACUACUACUUACUAUUAUUAACUACUAAUUACUACUACUAUUACUACUGCUGCUAUUACUAUCAAACAAAAAACAUGCUACGGUGAAGUAUUUAGAUAACAAGAAACUUCGUUAGGCAGCCAGUAGCCAUUAGAGUACACGAAGAUAGCCAUUAGGUGGCAAACUACAUCAUCGUUGUUGCUGCGUCGGAAUUAUCAAUAUUCGUAUCAAAAUUCCAAGUAGGAAUCGAUCAAGCCAAGGCAGUUGUACAUAGUCAGUUGAACAAACACGAAAAGUUGCCAGAUAGAGAAAAUAUUAUAAAAUACCAGAUGCGUUAUUCCGUUUUCGAUUUCCAUCGGCAGAUCUUUGUCUAAAACUAAAUACGAAGAGUGGAGCUCUUGUGACGAGCUUUCAAAGAGCGAAUAAAUUCUUUUCUGAUUUUUUUUCUCAUUUCCAAAAUUAUUCUCAUUGAAGUUGCUCGUAAAGAGAGAGAUUUAAAUUCUAAUUAUGUGAUUUUUUUAACGUUUAACUUAAUUGACUCAUUCUUUAAACUAAUUAGACUAAAAUAUAGGACAAAAGUUGGAUUACUCUAAAAAUUAUCUAUCUGUCAAGAAAUUACAGGAUAUUGAAAUCGUAUAUGUAGGUUAGUAACUUGAAAAUUAUUUUCCAUCUCUAAAACUAAAAUUGUCUUAUUAAAACGAAAAUCUAUUAAAUUUCCAUUAUAUUGUGUACUUUUAAUUACGCGAACAAGAAGAAAAAAAACGAACAAAAUGUUGCAGCGUAAUUUACAAUAAAUUUUGAAUUCAUGCACCAAGAGCAUGAAAAUGGCUUUGACGCUUUACAAAUGGCACGGAAUGAGUGAGCGGGAGUAGUCGCCGAUGUAUUUUUCUUUUUGUCAUAAAAUUAAAUCACUUAUCUUCUGUCUUGGGUAAAGAAGGAAAGGAACAUUUCUUUCAAUGAUCAUCCUCUUCACAAUUCUAUAAAAAAGAAAUUAACGAAGCGAUUGUUGGUUAUCAAAGCGUCUCCUCCACCAAUAAUCCAAUGAAAGAGAUAGAAAAAGAAAAACCGGACAAAAAGCAUGAAUGAAAAUGUAUAAACGUGGAAAGAGAGAGAAAGCAAGAAUGGAACUGUAUGCAUGAGAAUGAGCGAGAGAAAGAAAAAAGAAUUACUGGUGAUGAAUUAUGCGAGUCGAAGAUGCAUUCCGAAAUAACUAGGUAAAAAUUUUAAAGAGAAAAAAGAACUAGUCUCGCUAUGAAGCUAGAAUUAUAUUCCGCUAUUGUUAUAGAAUGAGAUAAUUCGUCAUUAUUAAUUAAUUAAUGCGAGAAGGAGAUGCGAAGAAGAGAUAAUCGGCGUACCGCCGAGUUCUUGAGUAACCAAAAGAAUAACUAAUAGUAAUAAUAGUAAUAAUAAAAUAACACAUAUGGUAAUCAGGCUGGGCAAGAUAUUAUUAUUCCAUGAAGACAAAGUAAAUAAAUUUAAAAAGCAGGUUGGAGUGCCGGCACCACUCUCGAGCAUCCCCCGUCCUUUCUGGCCCCUCUCUGGAUUGUCACGAUCGAUCCUACCUUGCUUGAUCUCGUACGAUCAACAUUAUCGAAUUAAAAUAGCAAUAAACUGCUAAAAUUAAUCGUAUCGGAUCAUGUAAAAAUAAUGAUUGCAGAUUGUAUUACAGAUGUAAAAUCGAAAGGUAGGAUCAAUCGUAAUGAAUCCUUGCGCAUUUAAAGAGAAAUAAGAGUUUUUAUGGCGUAAAAGAUGCUCGUACGCCGCUGUGUAAAAAGAAGAAAACAAAAGAAGAACAUAUUAAAAAAAAGUUGAUGAAGAUGAGAAAUAAAAAAAAGCAAGUGCGAGCGCUCGUAGAUCGAGAUGAUCGCUUUCAAGUGAUAUAUUUAGGUAUUAUAUGGGUUAAAUAUAUUAAAAGACGCUGGAAAUAACAUAGUAUAAGAACUAAAGCGAAUGUUUGUUAUCACUCGGAUAACGUUUUCGACGAUUGAUUUAUGCCGCGAUGAGUAUUAUGUAAAUGCAUGUAGAUAUAUCAUAUACAGGGUGAAUCGUGAAGCGCGGAAAUCAGUAGCAAAAUUAUAUUCUUCGAUGAAUAUGUGUACAGUUAAGUUUAUUUAAAAAUUUUUAAAACUAUGCUAUAUCUAUCACAGAGCUUUUAUAAUCUCAACUUUAAAUAACUUGCUAAGCAAUGCGUUGAAUUUUUUCUGUCCAAUACAUUGAUUCGCGCCGCUGAAAUAUCUUUAAUAAUCUUAUACAGUUACGCAUUUCGUAUCAAUUCCUCCUCGAAGAAGUGACGUUUCCAAAUUCAUCGUGGAAUAAGUGCCUGCUACCGGCUCUCAAAUUUAACGAAAUACCCUAUAUAUCAUGUACAUGUGUGAUAUAAAAAAAAAAUAUAUAUAUAUAUACAUACGUAUAUACUGAAUAUGUAUAUGUAACAGAUGCCAGGAGAAAACACGGGGCAGAUAAAUCGCAGGGAAAAAAGAAAACACGUCGCGUUCGACACUUUGUGAAGAGACGAAGAGCAAUUCGUUUUGGGAAGAGUAGAAAGUACUAAUAUUAUUACGUAUACAUAUACAUACGCAACAUGAACACAUAAAACAUACACGACAUCCAAGAAUGACUUGCGAACAAGCUAUUUAGUAGGCUAAAUCUAAAAAAAAGAAAACUCAAAAAAUAUAUGAAGAAUUUGUAACGUGAGGGCUGCAAACGGUGGCGGCCAUCCCUGCCAUUACUAGAUCAACAUCAGAAUCCGUUUUGUGAAUUAAUUAAAUCAAUUAAUUAUUGAUCAAGGACUCGUUUAUAUAGUGUUGAGCACUGUUUUAAGUGCUUUUCAUUUUUUGGCUGUGUGAAGCUUAUACUAACGUAAUUUAAUGAGAAAAGGACAUAUAAUUAUCGUAUCAACUUCAUACAAUCACUUUCAAAACUUUUCUGAAAAAUGGAAAAAGAUAAAAGAAAAUGUGCAAAAAUUAAAGUGUGUCAGAGAGAGAAGGAAGGAUGAGUGAGAGAGAAAGUGAGUGAAUGAGUGAGUGAGAGGGAGAGAGAGAGAGAGAAAAAGAGAGAGGGCUUUAUGAUGCAUCGAGAUCGCGGUCAUGGAAGAAAAUGAAAGAGAUAGAAAAAAGGCUAAUAAGAAAAGAAAAAUUGGCAACAAACAUUUAUGUAAAAAGUUAUUAAUAAAUUAAUUAUUGGAUAAAAUUAAGUAAUAAUUAAAAAUAAUAAUAACGAGUAAUGAUUAAUGAAAACUAAUGAGGUUAUAUUAAUGAUAAUCGAUAAGUGUGUGUGUCACGAACGCGCGCCACGUUUCCUUCGCGAUACGUUAUAAUAUAUUAUUAUAAAUGAUUCCGUAUCUCCGUUUGUACGCAUUUUAACAAAGAGAGAAAGAAAGAGAAGGAGGAACAAUGAGAAAUAAUAAGCGAAUUACUACAGAAUACAUUUAGUGGUGUAUAAAUAUACCAAAAGAUACUAUAUACUCUUAACGGUACUAGCUCACAAAUAUCCUGCCGAGUUGCCCCGAGUUAUGCUAAGAACCACCUGGCACGUUUUCACAAACAAAAGAUUUAUUAAGUUUAUAAGCGCUAAGAGAAGUUAAGUCCAUCGCCUUAUUCAGAAUUAAAUAAAAACUAUGAAUAAACGGAAGAGAAAGAAAAGUGAAGAAAAAGGAGAAGACAAUAGAAAGAAGUAGUGGAAAGGGAAAAAAGGAAAAGUAAGAAAAUGCGAAGAAAUCUAAAGACAAAAAUGUGGAAGAAAAUUAAAAAAAUCUACGUUAUAAAAGAGCUGAGCUUGAAGUAAGAAAAGACAGCACAUGUAACACAUAAUCUAUUUUUUGCUUGCGCCACAUACACAUACACACACAACCACACACACACACAUACACACACACAAUAAUCCUACGAAUUAAUUAUCAUGAUUAAAAAAAAUAAAUAAAUAAAGAACUGCUAAUUUUUCUAACAAGUCCGCGGAUGCUGCUGGAAGACGACUGAUGUCCUACGUUUUCCUGCGGCAAUGUUUUGUAAAGCCACUAUUUCUAUAUUGCGCAACAAGUUGCUGCGUUCCAUUAAAUAAAAGAUUGAGAUGAAAAAAUUCAGCAUAAUUAUUUGCCAAUUUUAGCAAAGCCACGCAAUUAGAGGAAAAAAAGAAGGUAUAAAAUGGCUGUAAUGUACGAGACUCGAUAAUGAAUUUGAUAACGAAUAACUAAAAAAUGAUCUGUGAUAUGAGAAAUAUUAUAAUUCUUUGGAUAAUUCGAUAAAUUUCAUUCUCUUUGAAACCUUCGAGAAAUUUGGAUGAACCAGAGAUUCGCAAAAUUUUGUUUCUUCGUGCAAAUCCUUGGUGUCUAGAUCUAAAUCUUUCUAUCUAUUUCUUUUUAUCUAAAUACUAUCAAUUUCUGAAUUUGGACUUUUUUUCACACUCGCCAUAUUCAUUAUCGUGACUCGUGCAUCUUUUUACGGUAGAUUGAAAACUGACGGAGAUCAAGUUCCGUUAGCCGGGUACCAAGGCACUCAGGGCAAUGAUUAAUAUCAAUCUUAUUUAUACAAUGAUCUAAGCUAUUUUUGUUGUACGCGUUUAUUACACUGAAAGAAAUGUUUAUUAUAAUAUGCUACGAAAAUUUACGCGCAAUAUCGAAUGCAUCCAUAGCUAUUAAACGAAAUAAACAGAUAAAAAGCUUUUCUGAUUCUUAAUAAUUCUCAUUCUUCGAAAAAAAUCACGCAAUUCCUAAUAAAUGAAACGUUACUUCAUAUUGUUAUGCCACGCUCGAAACUUUCAUGAUUUAGCAAUAGACGAUUUAUACAAAAUAUUUUUUACGUUUCUCCCUUUUUCAUUCUUUUACAUCAAUUUUUAAACAUAUAAAUGAUUUUCACAUUCUACAUAAAGUGCACAAAUAAAUAAUUGAAAGAGAAGCUAACGAUAUGAAAUUAUGUCUUUUCGCGCAAAUUAGGAUUGCCGUCACGUUAGUGAUUUAUUGAUGAUAGAGCAUGUAAAAACUAUAAAUGAGAGGAUCGGAAAGGAAAUAGUUCAAAGGGACUGAACAAGAGCUUUUUAUAAAAGCUGCAUACAUUGGAGAAAAUCACGCGUGCUCAUUGAAUAUCACGACAAGCAUAUCUAAUAAUACCAACACCAAGGAAUACUCAUAGAAAAAGGAAAAAGAGAAUUUGCCAUUUGCUAAAAAAAAGGGGGGGAGGGGGAUUUAAGAAAGGGAAUUAAAGAAAGGACGGUAUCUUGGGCGAGAGAAAAUAAAAAUCUCUUUCAUGUACAUAAAAGAAAAGUAAGAAAAUUACGUUUGUUAUAAAUUGAUACACGGGUGUAUUGUUACGACAUCUCAUUAUUAUGUUCAUCGAAUCACAAAAAAAAGUUGAUAGGGACUAUGUACAGUUUUUGGGAAUAAGUGCGAUGAGAAUCGAUCGAGACACAUUAAUAUUGAAACGAAACGAUCCUUAUCCACUAGCUGUGUACUAAGGGCAGCUACGUAGUGUUUAUAUAGUCCGUUUGUUAAUGUUUCAGAUACUUUAUUAAAUGUUGAUAUAAUGCUAUGUACUGUAACAUUCCUUAUUUGUGCCGAAACCUGUUUAACGUCUUUAACCCUUUAUAAAUUCUAAAAUGUUUUAUAUUAUUUUUUUUAUCUAGUUAUACAUUACUUAGCGAGUAAUGCUAAUUUAUUUUUAAUAUAUAAAAGAUGAAAAAAUUACUUUUUGAAAUUUUUAUUUCACUAAUCAUUUAUAUUUACGGAAUAAAUUUUAAAAAAUUAUAAUUUAUAAGAUUUAAUCUAAGUUAAAUAAUAUGGAAAACUUAGAUUGUGUUACAAACAUUACAAUUUCUCAAAUUAUAAUUUAUAAAGAAAGUAUUGUCCUAUAAAGGGUUAAAAAUAAAGCACUCCACCCGUGUUAGCCAAUUGAUUGGUCAACUGUUCAUUAGCAAUCAUUAGAAUAUAUGUGAACAUAUACUGGGUAAUUCGAAUGUACUCGCGAGAACUUUGAAAAUCGAUUAGAUGAUUCAAAGAUUCUAACAAAUUACCAUACAUGUAGUCUUGUGCGUAUAAGUCUACACGUAUUCCAAUUAAUUAACUUAGUCUUUUCUCGCUUUGAACAGUUUAAAAUGCAUGCAAAGUUUAUGAGGGUAUUCGAAAGACCUGGUACAGAAAUAGUUAUACUUCAAGAUAUUCUCGUAAAUCGAAUUGUUGUGAUUUGCGAAAAAACGAAGAAGGAGAGGGAAAUGGAAUAAAUGUGAGAGGCAAAUUCUGAAAGGAUGGACAUUGGAGCGAGAGAUUACUUUAACGUUGCGUAAAUUUUUUACUAUAUAUGUUUUUUUUAAAUAUUAUUUCCUGUGCGUUAUUUUAAAAAAUGUAACUUCAAGAUGCAAUUAGAGAAUAAUGUAAAUUUGCAAUUUUUUUCAACAACUCGUUGAUUUAACGCGGUUGUUAGUGUUUUUAUUAUUGAUAUAAGAUAAACGAAUGAAAAGAAUAUUUGAUCUUAUUAAUUUCGAGAUAGCUGAGUGCAACUCGCGCAAUUUAACCGUUUGACUGCUAAAGUAUAAAGUAUAUGUCUUUUUUUCAAUUUUGAUUCACGUUACUCUUACAUUAAAUCUAUAUAUACAUAUGGUUUUAUUUUUUUAUUACGAGAAGUUACAAAAAUUUGAAUUUAUCUGUUAUUGAUUUAUAUUGAUUUAUACUUUUAAUGUAUUCCAACUUUUAAACAUUUUUGAAAUAUUUCUUCAAAUAGAGUUCUCUUGUAUUCAUAUAAUUUUACACUGCAUUAUAUCGAUUUAAUUACAUUUUUCAGAAUCUGUGUAUGUCAGCGACAGUUUGUGUUAAAAAUAUGUAAUAUAAUAUAUAUUUUAUUAUAAUAUAUUAAAGAUUCUCUCGCGCUCAAACGGUUAAUUGGAAACUCCGAUUCGCAUAACUAAAGAGUUCUUCGCUGCCAAUUACUUAUUAUUAAUUAGAGAUAGUCCGAUGCUAAGCGAUCGCUGAUAUGAAAUCAAAUGAAUGCUUAGCCGCGCUGAAAAUUUUCCAGUUGUAUGCAAGAAGAGAAAGUAAAACCGAUUUCACACGAUUAACAUUCUAUGAUUUGCUUCUCAUACAAAUGAUAUUAUUGCAUUCGCAUGUAAAAAUUUUGGUUUUAAACUAUUAAGUUCCUUGUGGACUAUCUCUGGUUCCUCGGAGUUGUAGAAUAUACAAAUCAAAUCAUUGCUAAUGUUUGAAUGUAAUUCAAGUGUAAUCUUGUUGUCAUUAUACGAUACGAUUGCGAUAGAGUCGAUUGGAAUUCAACUGUAAUCCAAUUGCGAUCUGAUUUCAAUCCGAUUGCAAUUCGUGUGAGAUCGGCAUUGAACGAUGAAAAAAUCCAUGCGGCACAUUUGCUAAUAGUUGCAAAACACUGAAAGGAUCGCGAAUGAUCCUGAGUCCGUAUAGGAAUGGCAACAUAACGAUAUUUCUUUUUUUAAUAUCGAUUUUUCUCCAACUUUAGAGAUGGCAGAAUAAUACUGAUAUAUUGUAGAAAUAUACAUUUUUUGUUAUUUUUAUUGCUAAUAAACUGUAAUAAUAAUGAUGAUUUAAUUGACGAAAAAUAUUGAUUUUUGCCAUUUCUAAAAGUGGUAGUAUAAUGUCGAUAAUUAAGAAAUAUCGAUAUGUAAUUUGCAAAAUCUUAAUAUUGCCAUUCUUAAUAAGCCCAUUUAUACACGCCACGAGAAAACGCUCACAAAUAAUUUAUAACAUUUUAUAAAUAAAUUGGCAUAUCAGUGAGAGAGAGACACAGAGAGCGCAUGUGUAUGUAUGUGUGUACGUGUUGUGUGCGUGUAUGCCUGUAUGCUGUAGGAGAUAUCUUCUCUUCAAAACAGAAAAAAUGUAAGAUAUAUGUGAGCAAAAGAAAAUGCAUGUGAAAGAAACUUAUUGUUCUCACUUCUUCAUCGAUGAACGCUCUGCUGGUUUGGAGCGUGAUCAUAUCGUUAGUGUAUAAGUCUGUAUGUGACGCUGUUAAUUAUUGUAAUAUAAAAAAAAAGCAGGAGAAAACGGCGCAAGAGAAAAAAGAAAAAUAAUAUAGGAAGUUGUUAUUAUCACAGGAGGAUUACGUACGUAGGAAGAUCAAAUGAAGAAGAAGAGGCGUGAUAUUAUUUGUCUCGUAUUACUGAGCAUGCUUAAAAGGGAUAGUUUUUUAUAAACCAAGACUUUGUUUUCUACUUUCCAACCAUCGUAACCUGCUCUCUCCUCCUCCUUCCCGUACUUCAAUGAAUAUUUUCACAAUAGAAAUAUUGAACUCUAUCCAUUUGUGUUACGCGAGCUAGACCGCUUUUUACAAGAGAUGGAAAAAGAAUAAAUAUGAAUGAGUGAAUGGAAGGAAUUGAGAGGAAGAAAGAGAGCGAGCUAGAGAAUUUGACAGAAGAAAAUGCGACAGAGAGAAAUAAAGAAUAAAGAAAAGAGCACACACAAUUAAAAAUUAAAAAGAGAGCAAAUUAAUUUGAUGAGGAAAAAUAAAGAAUAUAGAAAAAGCAAAUUAUAGAAAAGAAGACAAAAUAUGUAAGCGUGAGUAAGGAUGAAUGAAUGAAUGAAUGAAGUGAGUGAGUGAGUGAGUAAGUGAGUGAGUGAGUGAGUGAGUGAGUGAGCGAGUGAGCGAGUGAGUGGGUGAGCGAGUGAGUGAAUGAGUGAGUGAGCGAGUGAGUGAGUGAGCGAGUGAGCGAGCAAGCGAGCAAGUGAGUGAGUGAGUGAAUGAGUGAGUGAGUGAGUGAGUGAAUGAGUGAAUGAGUGAGUAAAUGAGUGAGUUAGUGAGUGAAUAAAUAAUCGAGGGAGAAAGAGAGAAAGAGAGAAUGUGUAUGUAAAGAAACAAUUGCACCUCGACCGAAUUUAAAUCUAUGAUUUCCUCUCACACCUCUGCGCAGUGUUUUGGGCCCUUCCGUCCAAUACGCGAUGUACCACUGUCAUAAUUUAUUUAAUUUUUGCAAGUCUACGUACAAUAAAAUUGUUAUUGCUGAAACGAUAAGUAUGUAAAAUAUAUAUACUGUACAUUUUGACCUUCGUUCUAAAAAGCAUUAUUAAGGUCUCGCUGGACCAGGAUUCCUGCCGUCCUGGCGUGUGUUGUAAUUGUAUAUGUACAUAUACAUGCGUAUUUUUUAAUAUCAGACGGUACUUUACUCAAUAAUUAGGGUCGCUUAUUAGAGGGUAUGUAUAUUUAUAUAUAAAUAUAAAAACAUCAGGUACAUAUAUGUGUAUAUAAAUAUAUAUACGCAUACGCGUGCACGUGCGCGCGCGCGCGAGCGUGCGCACGAGUUCGUGCACACGUGCACACACAUUACGCGAUAAAUGAGAGUGGCAUUCCCGACGCCAUUAUCUGCGAUAAACGAUCUUCGAAAGGAAUAAAGCACUUUCACGUAA